AACAGAGCACACACCACCCCACAUAGAAGAGAACUGACUGACCAACCAAUGCUGGAUGCUGCAUCGCGCAAACCAGAGAUAUGGUCAGGAGCUCAACCGUCAGUGGCUUGAAGGACCCAUACCUAACCACCAGUUGAGGAUGUUAAGAUGCCCAUCUACGGCCUGCCUUCUACUCUGCUCUAUCUCUCCCUCUGGCCCCUGUGGAGCUUUAUGAUGCCAGUCCUUUGCCACCCCCACCACAGCCACCACUGGGCCAGCUGCUGCACACUGACUCAAAAGACUGCUCUCUGUAGUAAAAGUGGGUGUUCAUCUGUACCUCAAGACCUACCUGACAACAUAGAGGAACUCCACCUGAACCACAACUACAUAGAAACUCUACAGGACUACUCCCUCUCCCGCUACACUUCCCUACGUACUCUAAGUUGUGCAGACAACCGCUUGGAGAUCUUGGGCUCAAAGGUCUUCCAGAACUCACCCCAACUUGAGAGCCUCAAUCUAGCUGCCAAUAAACUUCACAUUAGCUACCAGCAAAGUAGUCUGGCACUGGCAACAGUGUCUAGACUCAAGGUUUUGGAUCUGUCAGAAAACCAGCUGACGGACGAAAUGGUCACCAUCCUCCUCCAGAACCUGACGUCCCUAGAGUACCUUAACCUCUCCAGGAACGUGAUGCAGAGGCUGGAUGAAACCUCCUUCAAUGGCCUCCACCAGCUCAGGGAGCUGGACCUGCAGAGGAACAUACUGUUUGAGAUCGACCACGCCUUUGACCACCUAUACAAGCUUCAGAGACUUAACCUGGCCUACAACUACCUGUCUUGCCUUGUAGACUUCCACAUGACCCAGCUGGUGGUUCUGAACGCCAGUCACAAUGCCAUUGAGUGGUUCAUAGCCAACCAGGACAUCCAGGAAACCUUCCAGCUAGAGACUUUAGAUCUCACGGACAACAACAUCUUCUUCUUCCCCUUCUUGCCCACCCACAGCCGACUUAGGAACCUACAUCUGUCCCAGAACACGGUGAGCUUCUACGAACACCUGGCAGACAACGCUUCCUACCCCAGCUGGACCACCAGCGUCCAGUUCUACAACCUAAAGGGCAAUGUGAGCAAUGUCACUGCUCAGCUGUGGGACGAGAGUCUGCAUGGGCACAUCUCCUCUCUAGAAGUGUUGGAUCUGAGUGUUAAUCAGGUGGGCUACUUCCCUCAGGGGUUCAUCAGUAAAAUGCCAAACCUGGCCAGACUCAGGAUGCAGACAAACUGCCUCAAGGUCUUGAAUUUGACUCAGGAAAAGCUGCCCAGCACAUUGUAUGAGUUGGAUGUGAGCAAUAAUAUGUUGGAAGAGGUCCAUGCUGACCAAGAUCAUUUGAGGGAGCUAGCCAACCUGAGCUACCUUAACCUGAGCCAGAAUUACCUGCAGAGUCUACCUUCUAGGCUGUUCUCCUCCCUCACCAGCCUUAGCUCUGUAGAUAUCAGCUUCAACAGAAUUGGCAUAUGCCUCCUUCAGGAUAUAGGCAGGACCAGGAGAAAGGUGGGACCAUGGAGUGACCAAUCAGACUGUCUUGUUUGGAGAAACAUCAACUCUCUUAAACAUCUCCACCUAUCAGGGUGCAACCUUGGGAAGGUGCCAUGGUCAGCAUUCAUAGGGACACCCCUUACACACCUUGAGCUGUCCAACAACCCAGAACUCAUUAUCGAGCCCAGAUCAGUAGCAGAACUCAGCAGAACUUUACACUAUCUAGGAUUAGGAAACACAGGCCUGAGAGACUUUGACUUUUCUUCGUUCAAACACUUGAAGUCUUUGAACAUUGCAAGAAACUCUCUUACUCAGCUUCCUGCUUCACUGCUAACGUUGGAACUCAGGCUGCUGGACUUGCGGGAAAACAAACUGACCACAGUACCCUCGGGACAGGCUAGAAAAUUAGCCUUAAAACUCAAGACAGUUUUUCUUAGUGGAAACACUUUUAACUGCUGUCAAUUGGACUGGUACAGAAUGUUUGAGAAGGCGGAAGCCAUGAACAUCAUGGACCUUUCAGAUAUUUCAUGUCAGGAUCGUACAAAAAGGACACACAGAGUGGUGCUUUUAGACUCUCUAAUAUGUGAUGGAAGUGAGGAAGAGUCUGUGUACUGGUACAUCUUGCUGGUUCUUGUACCUGUACUUUGCCUGUUUGGGAUUUCUGCAAUCUUUGUGCUGACCUUCAGGCCCAGACUGCUUCCUAAGACCAUUAAAAAGAAAUGCUGGAAGCCCACUUCAUACUGAACCUAUAAGUACUUUCAUGUACAUGGAAAAAAGGCAAAUGUGAAGUCGUGUUACAUUUGUGUAAUGUUGUGUGCAUAUUAAUACAAUUCAAAGGAGGAAAUAAAAGGUUCUUUACAAAAUAAUUGAGUUUAGGUCAGUAAUGAAAUGUUUCUCAUAUUUAUAAACCAUGAAACAGAGCCCCAUGGUGUGAAGUUGUGUUAGCCACUGCAUUGUGCAUGUAUGUAAAUGAAUAUUUUCUAGGAAGCAGAAUGGCUUGGGCACAUGUAUAAGGGAGAAUGUCUUUAUCUUUGACUGUUGUGGCGAUGAGACAUGGCCAUAAUAAUGAAUUGGACAUUAAUAAAAAAUUGUGAAAAAAUAACAUAAGACAACCAUAUCCUGUUAAAAUUUACCAGAUGUGAUAAAAUUGUUCUUGUUAUAACGUUAAAAUGUUAGAAUGUUAGAAUGUCUCAUCCACGCGCUGGAUCUUGUUUCCUUGUUAUACGAUAGGGCAAUGUGUUCACUGUGCCUGCUUCUGGUGGUCUAAAGUGAGAAUGUGGCUAUAUUCAUUGUGUUUUGUGGGGUGUUGGUGUGUCCGCGUAUGUAUAUGUAUGUGUUUGUGAGCCUGCUGUGUGUUGUUUGCGCAGACGUCUUGUGAUGAAAACUGUUGCUAUAACCGGCAGAGGAAACAUGAAAUUUCCUGUUUUGUUGUGCAGCAACUGCCCAGUCAAAUACCACAGAAAGGAAGAGUUGGUGGUUUUAACAAGUCAUUCACUAUGUAAGUUGCAGCUUUGGCCAGUGAGACCGCAUAUAGGUUGAUCUCCAGUAUCCACUAAUUUUCCUUUGGGUGGUAGAAUGUUAGUAUGAAAGUGGGCUGGAACAAACCUGCCUAUGUCAUGGUGGUCCUACAUACAGAUCUAUUUUCAGUUACACUGGUUAUAUAUUUACUUACUGAGUUUAAAAAUGAAUGUCACUAUGCUCCAUGAACAAUUGUUCAUGUGAGCACAAUCAACAUACAAUACCUGGUGAAAGAAAACUUUGAAGAAGAUGUUUGGUGAGUCAUGGAUCAACUGAAGCCAAUCUAACAAAGAACAGCCUACAGGAUAACUGCCCCAGAACAUACAGCUCUGGAAAAAAUUAAGAGACCACUGCCCCUUUUUAUUUCCUUUUCAAAAAAAAUUCAGA
This is a messenger RNA of Esox lucius (northern pike), 3411 nucleotides long. It is a transcript of the gene nrros, whose product is annotated as negative regulator of reactive oxygen species. NCBI's taxonomy places the organism in Eukaryota, Metazoa, Chordata, Actinopteri, Esociformes, Esocidae. The transcript has 3 exons. Gene Ontology annotation, molecular function: protein binding. The record is from RefSeq and is a predicted model, not a curated record. The coding region runs from base 148 to 2250 and encodes 700 amino acids.